Molecule: messenger RNA, 1786 nt
Organism: Opisthorchis viverrini
Lineage: Eukaryota; Metazoa; Platyhelminthes; Trematoda; Opisthorchiida; Opisthorchiidae
Exons: 8
Coding region: 191-1588 (465 amino acids)
Cellular component (GO): mitochondrial outer membrane
Molecular function (GO): ATP hydrolysis activity; ATP binding
Source: RefSeq, a predicted model, not a curated record
AUUCAAUGCGAUGCCCAUUAAAAUCGGACAAAAUCCUGUCAGGAUGUCUGAAAUUCAUUCUACACAGGAUGUUUCAAGUAGCCCACCGAUCGUCUCCUUCCAUUACAUUACUUUUUUAAAGUCGACAUAAGUGUUGCACAUCGGAAGCAUGCAUACAAGACUCCAGCUCCCUAAUUUUUUUUGAAGGCUUAUGGAACAUCUCACCAGGUUAACUUCCAAACACAUCCCGAUUCCACGUUCUUUUCACCUGACCUCGGCUUCGGUUUGUCGUCCGCUUACACGCAAUGUUCCCAGUAUCGCUGGUCUCUUUACCUUGUCGGCAGCGUCUGUGGGCCCACCUGACUCCCUCACGGGUUGUGUCGCCGAAAGGUAUCACGAGUAUUUUCCGACUGGUUUCACCCUGGAGGCCCUUGUUAAACAUCUGCGCAAUUGGUGGGACGGAGUGGGACCAGAAUUAACUCCACGACCAGCUAAAAUCCCAGUGGAUGUUUCAUCAUCAUGGACGCACUCUAGGCUGAGUGUGAAUCAUUCUCAGAUAGACUACGUUAGGUUAAUCCAGCUGCUGAUUUCCCUGGUCGGUAUUGGUCUGUCCCUAAAGCUGUUAUUCUAUGUGGUCGAGCAGAUCAAUCCGACCGCAAAAGAAAAGCGAAUUGCUAGAAAACGGGCACAGCAGCUGUUCGCCCAAAUGGGUAUCAAAACAGUACCACCACUGAACGACUAUGAGGUAGGAAUCGUUGCCAACCUCGUGGACACGCGUGUUCUAUCUACCGACUGGCAUUCCAUCGGCGGCCUGGAUUCUGUGAUAGAUGAAAUAAAAGAGUCCGUAAUCGCACCAUUCCAGCAAUUACAGUUAGUUCCCUACUUUUCGAAACUUCUUCGGCCACCUAAGGGUGUGCUUUUAUUCGGACCACCUGGCUGUGGAAAAACCAUGCUCGCCCGUGCAAUGGCCCGUCAAGCGAAGGCCUACUUCAUCAAUCUACAGAUUUCGACGUUGGUAAACAUGUGGUACGGUGAAACCCAGAAAUACGUCGAGGCAACAUUCAGUUUGGCUCACAAACUCCAACCAUCCAUUAUUUUCAUAGACGAAUUAGAUUCGUUUCUAACCACUCGAAGUUGCACGGACAACGAGUCUACUCGGAUGAUCAAAACACAGUUCAUGGCCUUGUGGGAUGGACUAUUGACAGAGGAGAACACACGAAUACUCAUAGUUGGUGCGACCAAUCGGCCGCAAGAUUUAGAUCAAGCCAUCUUACGUAGACUACCAUACAAAGUGUCUGUUCCCAUGCCUGAUAUAAAUCAGCGCAUCCAAAUUCUGUCAAUCUGUCUACGUGGCGAGCCGCUGGCCAUUGGACUCACGGAUGCCGACAUUCGGGAAGUCGCAAGUAAGACUGAUGGCCUGUCCGGAAGCGACUUGAACGAACUGUGUCGUGAGGCUGCAUUCUGCUGUUAUCGGCUUGAGCGGUCGCGUGAAAAUGCUGUCAACAUGCGCCUUCGACGGGAGCACUUUUUCACCGCGCUACAGAUAUUCUUGCGAAACCGCGUUUGCACCAAUCCGUACCGAGUAGAACAGAACCUACCAGUGGAUUGAAAGACGAAAUUUCAUCCGUGAUGCUCUAGUUCACUGAAAACAAUAUCACAGUGGAAGAAGUUUCCUGUACAGUUUAUUUCGCUUGUUUCAUUCCACUGCGUCUGUUCUUUAUCUGAACUACCGUACUGCUUCCUUUUUCUCGAACGGUAGAAACUUUUGUUCCAGAACCAGGCGCCGCGUUAGGUGACAAAUCCAACG